AUGAAGGAACAGGUCGACUACUCGCUGUAUCUCGUGACUGACUCGACUGAGGCCAUAUUGGGCUCGAGAGAUUUGGUCGAUGUUGUUGAGCAAGCUUUGUUAGGAGCCCACAACAUUCCCCUCCUUAUCAAUGACCGCGUGGACGUAGCUCUGGCAGUGGGCUGCGAGGGAGUUCAUCUAGGCCAAGAUGACAUGAACAUCUCUUCAGCCCGCCACAUCCUUGGUCCAGAUGCCAUAAUCGGAGCAACCGUCUCCUCCAUCGACGAAGCCCGCAUAGCCGUCGAGCGAGGAGCAGACUACCUGGGCAUCGGCACUCUGUACGCCACCAACACCAAGAAAAACGCAAAAGACAUCAUCGGCAUCAACGGCAUCCGCAAGAUCCUGCGCCACCUCGAACAGGGAAACGACGCAGAGAAGAAAGUCAAAACAGUCUGUAUCGGCGGCGUCAACGCUUCCAACCUCCAACGCAUCCGAUACCAACUCCACGCCCCAUCCUCUCCAUCCACCCCACCCAAAGCAAUCGAUGGCGUCGCCAUCGUCUCCGCCAUAAUCGGCGCCCCAGACCCCAAAGCCGCAUCAGCUCACCUCUCCAUUCUCUCAACUUCCCUCCCCCCAUUUAAAUCGCAUUCCACAGAACCUCAUUUCUGGCUCGAAAAAGAAUCCGACGAGAUCGCGCACAUCCUCACCUCCGCCCUGACCGCCACUUCAAACGUGAAAAAGACGGCUCCACUAUCCCAUAACAUGACCAACCUCGUCGUCCAAAACUUCGCCGCAAACACCGCCCUAUCCAUCGGCGCAUCGCCCAUAAUGGCAAACUACGGUGCUGAAGCGGACGACCUAUCUGCCCUCAAUGGCGCGCUGGUAGUCAACAUGGGCACCGUCACGCCCGACGGCCUGCGCAACUACGCCCAAGCCAUCCGCGCAUACAAUCUCUCCGGCGGGCCUAUCGUCCUCGAUCCCGUGGGCGCGGGGGCUACAUCCGUCCGGCGCGCGGCGGUCGCGGAGUUGAUGAGCGCGGCGUACUUUGACUUGAUCAAGGGAAACGAGCGGGAGAUCCUGGCUGUUGCGAGGGCAAGCGGGUUCAGCGUGGACGACAGCACGCAGCAGCGCGGCGUGGAUUCUGGGGACGCGCUGUACACGCUCGAACAACGCGCAUAUAUCGUGGCUCGCCUGGCCUUGCGCGAACGGAAUGUCGUGCUGAUGACGGGCGCGACGGAUGUGAUAUCUGAUGGCAUCCGCACGUAUGCGAUAUCCAACGGUCAUGAGUAUCUGGGCAAGAUUACGGGCAGUGGGUGUACGUUGGGCACGACGCUCAGUGCGUAUUUGGCGGCGAAUAGGGGGGAUAAGUUACUUGCGGCUGUGGCGGGUGUGCUGCAUUAUGAGAUUGCUGCGGAGCAGGCGGCAGGGAGGCAGGCUGUCAAGGGGCCGGGCACGUUUGUGCCGGCGUUCAUCGAUGAGUUGUAUAAUUGCAGUGUGGAGAUUGCGGAAGGGACGAAGACGUGGGAGGGCGUGGCGAAGAUUAAGUGUUUGAAGGAUGUUCCAGAUGCUGGGUUGUUGAAGGAGGUCUGA
This is a messenger RNA of Parastagonospora nodorum SN15, 1569 nucleotides long. RefSeq lists its product as hypothetical. The coding region runs from base 1 to 1569 and encodes 522 amino acids. Gene Ontology annotation, biological process: thiamine biosynthetic process. Gene Ontology annotation, cellular component: cytoplasm. The record is from RefSeq and is a predicted model, not a curated record. Gene Ontology annotation, molecular function: thiamine-phosphate diphosphorylase activity; ATP binding; magnesium ion binding. The transcript is spliced from 2 exons. NCBI's taxonomy places the organism in Eukaryota, Fungi, Ascomycota, Dothideomycetes, Pleosporales, Phaeosphaeriaceae.